Molecule: messenger RNA, 4901 nt
Organism: Bufo gargarizans (Asiatic toad)
Lineage: Eukaryota; Metazoa; Chordata; Amphibia; Anura; Bufonidae
Gene: OLFM1
Product: olfactomedin 1
Exons: 6
Coding region: 345-1802 (485 amino acids)
Biological process (GO): signal transduction
Source: RefSeq, a predicted model, not a curated record
CUUCCUCCCAGCAGUAAGUUGCAUGUCAAUUGCACAGCUCGGAAGGGAUCUGGAGACUUGGUGCGAGCAGCGGGAACGCUCUUAAAAUAACCUCUUCCGGAAGAGGAGAUCACGGAGACAACACACCCCACUCCUCUGCGUCUCCGGUCUAGGAGCAGCCUGCGGCCAGCGGCGGACAGAGAUCGAGGCUCGGCUUUUCCCGUGCAAGAAGAUGUCUAAAAAGCGCCUGGCCCUGCUGGACUCCCGGGAGGCGCCAAUGUCACCUGCAAGCUCCCUGCAGUCUGAAGCCACCUGCCCGGUCCCUGCAGCAUGAAGGUCUGCUGGAGGAGGGAAGCCAAGCAGAGAUGUCGGUGCCUUUACUCAAAAUUGGGGUUGUCCUGAGCACCAUGGCCAUGAUCACCAACUGGAUGUCGCAGACCCUGCCCUCGCUGGUGGGCUUAAACACCACCAAGCUAACGGCGGCCAAUGCUGGCACGCUGGAUAGGAGCACCGGCGUGUUGCCGACCAACCCAGAAGAAAGCUGGCAGGUGUACAGCUCUGCCCAGGACAGCGAGGGGCGAUGCAUAUGCACGGUGGUGGCCCCCCAACAGACCAUGUGCUCACGAGACGCCAGGACAAAGCAGCUCCGGCAGCUACUAGAAAAGGUGCAGAACAUGUCCCAGUCCAUAGAGGUGCUGGACAGGAGAACCCAGAGGGACCUGCAGUACGUGGAGCGGAUGGAGAACCAGAUGAAGGGCCUGGAGUCCAAGUUUAAACAGGUGGAGGAGUCUCACAGACAGCACCAGGCGAGACAGUUCAAGGCAAUAAAAGCGAAAAUGGAGGAACUUAGGCCCCUGAUCCCAGUGUUGGAGGAGUACAAAGCCGAUGCCAAAUUGGUAUUGCAGUUUAAGGAGGAGGUCCAGAAUCUGACGUCAGUGCUAAACGAGCUUCAGGAGGAGAUUGGCGCCUAUGACUACGAGGAACUGCAGAGCAGAGUGUCAAAUCUCGAGGAGAGGCUUCGUGCGUGCAUGCAAAAAUUAGCCUGUGGGAAGCUGACGGGGAUCAGUGAUCCGGUCACCAUCAAGACGUCUGGAUCCCGCUUCGGCUCGUGGAUGACGGAUCCUCAGGCUCCAGAAGGAGAUUACAGAGUCUGGUACAUGGACGGAUACCACAAUAACAGGUUUGUAAGGGAGUACAGGUCUAUGGAGGACUUCAUGAACAGCGACAACUUUACCUCUCACCGCCUCCCCCACCCUUGGUCUGGGACCGGCCAGGUUGUAUAUAACGGAUCCAUAUAUUUCAAUAAAUUCCAAAGUCACAUCAUCAUCAGAUUUGACUUGAAGUCAGAGACAAUCCUGAAGACGCGCAGCUUGGACUCGGCUGGCUACACCAACGUCUACCACUACGCCUGGGGGGGGCAGUCGGACAUAGACAUCAUGGUGGAUGAGAACGGGUUAUGGGUGGUUUAUGCCACCAAUCAAAACGCUGGGAACAUUGUGAUCAGCAAACUGGACCCCAACACCCUCCAGAUACUGAAGACCUGGAACACGGGUUACCCCAAGAGGAGCGCCGGCGAGGCCUUCAUGAUCUGCGGGACGCUCUACGUCACCAAUGGAUAUUCUGGAGGAACCAAAGUGCACUACGCGUACCAGACCAACACCUCCAACUACGAGUACAUCGACAUCCCCUUCCAAAACAGGUACUCCCACAUCUCCAUGCUGGACUACAACCCCAAGGAUCGCGCCCUGUACGCCUGGAAUAACGGACACCAGGUCCUCUACAACGUCACCCUGUUCCACGUCAUCAGGUCCGACGAGUUGUAGCCAAAUCUGUCGCCUGUCAACAAACUGACCAAAAGAAGUGAAAAAAAAAAAAAAAAAAGGAAACAAUAUGUAGAAUAAAAAUGGCUGCCAAAACGACGCCGUCUGUCCGACCGGAUUCAAUGGUUCCCUCGAAACGUAAAAACAAAACAAAAACCUUCAGGAAGUUCCCAUUUUAAUACCACGUGAUACAAAGGAGAUGAUAAACUGCUGCACUCACUAUCCAAGGGGAAACUAAGAGACACUUUGUAUACACGGCAGUGACUGUUUGCUGGACAAUGCCCGGGAGGGGACGGUGCGGCGACUGGGCGGAACGCAGGAUUUAUCGUUACGUUAUAUUCCUAGAUUAAAGAAAGCUGACUUCAUCCAUAGAGGAGCUAUAGAGAUAUAUAUAUAUAUGCCGGGGCUGCGGCUCCACAAGUAUUCGUAGUAGAGAAGCUCUCUCCUAGGCGCAGGGGGUGGCGGUGUGUGCUGCGGCGGUAGAGUGUCCAUAUUGUUUAAUCUUACGUAUCAGAACAAUUCUCAUGUAUUCUGUCUCGUUCUCUGAAGUAUUCCGCUGUAUGUGUCUGUUCACGCGAUGAAUGUCGUUCAGUUUGAAGUAGUUUGGAUUUAUUAAGAGCAAUGAAUUUCGUUUCUGUAAAAACUAUAAAAAAAAUGAAGAAAAACUAUUUAUGACAUAUAAUAUAUACGAUGAGUGUGAGUGGGGAGGCGGUCGCCCGCUCUGGCGCCAGGGGGAGGGCGGCCGCCUCACAUCACACUCAUUCUUGGGGAGGCGAUGUGGAUUCGGGGGACGUCCCCGGAGGGGUCCAGAUCCUGCCUCCGCCUCACAUCACACUCAUUCUUGUGGAGGCGAUGUGGAUUCGGGGGACGUCCCCGGAGGGGUCCAGAUCCUGCCUCCGCCUCACAUCACACUCAUUCUUGGGGAGGCGAUGUGGAUUCUGGGGACGUCCCCGGAGGGGUCCAGAUCCUGCCUCCGCCUCACAUCACACUCAUUCUUGGGGAGGCGAUGUGGAUUCGGGGGACGUCCCCGGAGGGGUCCAGAUCCUGCCUCCGCCUCACAUCACACUCAUUCUUGGGGAGGCGAUGUGGAUUCGGGGGACGUCCCCGGAGGGGUCCAGAUCCUGCCUCCGCCUCACAUCACACUCAUUCUUGGGGAGGCGAUGUGGAUUCUGGGGACGUCCCCGGAGGGGUCCAGAUCCUGCCUCCGCCUCACAUCACACUCAUUCUUGGGGAGGCGAUGUGGAUUCGGGGGACGUCCCCGGAGGGGUCCAGAUCCUGCCUCCGCCUCACAUCACACUCAUUCUUGGGGAGGCGAUGUGGAUUCGGGGGACGUCCCCGGAGGGGUCCAGAUCCUGCCUCCGCCUCACAUCACACUCAUUCUUGGGGAGGCGAUGUGGAUUCGGGGGACGUCCCCGGAGGGGUCCAGAUCCUGCCUCCGCCUCACAUCACACUCAUUCUUGGGGAGGCGAUGUGGAUUCGGGGGACGUCCCCGGAGGGGUCCAGAUCCUGCCUCCGCCUCACAUCACACUCAUUCUUGGGGAGGCGAUGUGGAUUCUGGGGACGUCCCCGGAGGGGUCCAGAUCCUGCCUCCGCCUCACAUCACACUCAUUCUUGGGGAGGCGAUGUGGAUUCGGGGGACGUCCCCGGAGGGGGGCCAGAUCCUGCCUCCGCCUCACAUCACACUCAUUCUUGGGGAGGCGAUGUGGAUUCGGGGGACGUCCCUGGAGGGGUCCAGAUCCUGCCUCCGCCUCACAUCACACUCAUUCUUGGGGAGGCGAUGUGGAUUCGGGGGACGUCCCCGGAGGGGUCCAGAUCCUGCCUCCGCCUCACAUCACACUCAUUCUUGGGGAGGCGAUGUGGAUUCGGGGGACGUCCCCGGAGGGGGUCCAGAUCCUUCCUCCGCCUCACAUCACACUCAUUCUUGGGGAGGCGAUGUGGAUUCGGGGGACGUCCCCGGAGGGGUCCAGAUCCUUCCUCCGCCUCACAUCACAAUCAUUCUUGUGGAGGCGAUUGGGAUUUGGGGGACGUCCCCGGAGGGGUCCAGAUCCUGCCUCCGCCUCACAUCACACUCAUUCUUGGGGAGGCUAUGUGGAUUCGGGGGACGUCCCCGGAGGGGGUCUAGAUCCUUCCUCCGCCUCACAUCGCACUCAUUCUUGAGGAGGCGAUGUGGAUUCGGGGGACGUCCCCGGAGGGGGGCCAGAUCCUGCCUCCGCCUCACAUCGCACUCAUUCUUGUGGAGGCGAUGUGGAUUCGGGGGACGUCCCCGGAGGGGGGCCAGAUCCUGCCUCCGCCUCACAUCACACUCAUUCUUGGGGAGGCGAUGUGGAUUCGGGGGGACGUCCCCGGAGGGGUCCAGAUCCUGCCUCCGCCUCACAUCACACUCAUUCUUGGGGAGGCGAUGUGGAUUCGGGGGACGUCCCCGGAGGGGUCCAGAUCCUGCCUCACAUCACACUCAUUCUUGGGGAGGCGAUGUGGAUUCGGGGGACGUCCCCGGAGGGGGUCCAGAUCCUUCCUCCGCCUCACAUCACACUCAUUCUUGGGGAGGCGAUGUGGAUUCGGGGGACGUCCCCGGAGGGGGUCCAGAUCCUGCCUCCGCCUCACAUCACACUCAUUCUUGGGGAGGCGAUGUGGAUUCGGGGGACGUCCCCGGAGGGGUCCAGAUCCUGCCUCCGCCUCACAUCACACUCAUUCUUGGGGAGGCGAUGUGGAUUCGGGGGACGUCCCCGGAGGGGGGCCAGAUCCUUCCUCCGCCUCACAUCACACUCAUUCUUGUGGAGGCGAUGUGGAUUCGGGGGACGUCCCCGGAGGGGGGCCAGAUCCUUCCUCCGCCUCACAUCACAAUCAUUCUUGUGGAGGCGAUGUGGAUUUGGGGGACGUCCCCGGAGGGGUCCAGAUCCUUCCUCCGCCUCACAUCACACUCAUUCUUGGGGAGGCGAUGUGGAUUCGGGGGACGUCCCUGGAGGGGUCCAGAUCCUUCCUCCGCCUCACGCAGGGGUUGUUUUAUAAUUAUUGUAUUAUCAUUCCACCGAUGCACACAAUACAGGACAAAGUGAUUUGUACGAUCCACAACGAUGUAAAGAACAAUAAAAAGAGAUAUUAGAA